AGAGGAAGAGAGGGAGAGAGAGGAUAGGAGAAGAAGAAAUGGGUAAGGAAGAUCAAGCUCCUUUGCUAGUGAAGAGUGGUGAGGGAGAGAACAAUGGUGUUGUGGUGUCAUCGUCUUCUGACAAUAGUACGUUUUGCCAAGAGUUGAAGAGGGUGAGCUCCAUGGCUGCUCCAAUGGUGGCCGUGACUGUGUCUCAGUACCUUCUGCAAGUCGUGUCCAUGAUGAUGGUUGGGCACAUUGGGAAACUCGCCUUCUCCGGCGUCGCUAUCGCCACUUCUUUUGCUGAAGUCACCGGCUUCAGUGUUCUUAUAGGAAUGGCUGGUGCAUUAGAAACUCUGUGUGGGCAAACUUACGGUGCAGAAGAUUUCAAAAAGUUGGGGAACUACACUUGCUGUGCUAUAAUCUCUUUGAUGUUUGUUUGUGUCCCUAUAUCUGUGAUGUGGAUAUUCAUGGAUAAAAUUCUAUUACUAUUUGGUCAAGACCCUGAAAUUUCUCAUGUAGCCCGAGUAUACUGCAUAUACCUCAUCCCAGCACUGUUUGGCUAUGGUGUUCUUCAAUCACUGGUUCGCUACUUCCAGGCUCAGUCUAUGAUCUAUCCCAUGGUUUUGAGCUCAAUUGCGGUUCUCUGUUUGCAUGUUCCUUUGUGUUGGGUUCUGGUGUAUGGAUUGGGAAUGGGACACGUUGGAGCAGCAUUAGCCAUUGGGAUUUCAUAUUGGUUGAAUGUCAUUGGGCUUGGCCUUUAUAUGAAGUAUUCUAAAGCAUGUGAGAAAACACAGAUUGUGUUCUCUAGUACUGCUUUACUAAACAUUGCGGAGUUCUUCCAAUUUGCUAUCCCUUCCGGACUUAUGGUUUGCUUUGAAUGGUGGUCCUUUGAGUUACUUACCCUACUUGCUGGCCUUUUGCCUGAUCCACAACUUGAAACCUCAAUUCUAUCUGUCUGCCUGAGCAUUACCACAUUGCACUACUUCGUUCCUUAUGGUGUUGGAGCAGCUGCAAGUACUCGUGUUUCAAAUGAACUAGGAGCAGAUAAUCCCACCAGAGCUCGAAAUGCUGUCCGCGUAGCUCUGGUGAUCGGUAUUGCGGAGGCAGUUGUCCUUAGCACAGCCUUCUUCUUCUGCCGUCACAUAUUGGGAUAUGCAUACAGCAGUGAUCUAGAAGUGAUAAAUUAUGUAGCUGAAAUGGUUCCUUUACUUUGUAUAUCUGUGAGUGCAGACAGUCUCGCAGGAAUACUAUGUGGGAUUGCAAGAGGUGGUGGAUUCCAGCGAAUAGGAGCAUAUGUGAACCUUGGUGCGUAUUAUCUGAUUGGAACUCCCAUUUCUGUCUUACUGGGAUUUGUACUGAAUUGGAGAGCCAAGGGACUAUGGCUUGGAAUCCUAGCAGGGUCCACGGUUCAAGCAGUUGUGCUUAUUGUUGUAACAGCAGCAUUUACAGAUUGGGAGAAAGAGGCAAGGAACGCAAGGGAAAGACUACAAAAGGAGUCUUCAGAUAAACCCAUUAAUGAAUCUGUAUGAAGUAAACGAGAGAGAAGAAGAGAGAUGAAUGAAACUUGCUAACAGCAAGUUGUUCAUCUACCUGUGACUGUGCAAGUGAAAGUUUUUUUUUUUUUUUUGGGUUUGUUUUUUAUGGGGUAGUGAGAGAGAGAGAGAGAGGAGGUUGGUGGAGAGCGUCAGAGUGUGGGUCGUUUUUGUAGUUGUUGUUGUGUGCUGGAGAAUGGCUUUUUGUGUGCGCGGUGAAUGGAGUAUGUGAUGGUGUGGGUCCCAGUCUUUUGUUUUUGGGGGGGGGGGGGGGGCACUUUUUGAUAUCGUUU
Molecule: messenger RNA, 1807 nt
Organism: Neltuma alba
Lineage: Eukaryota; Viridiplantae; Streptophyta; Magnoliopsida; Fabales; Fabaceae
Product: protein DETOXIFICATION 9-like
Exons: 7
Coding region: 39-1511 (490 amino acids)
Biological process (GO): xenobiotic detoxification by transmembrane export across the plasma membrane
Cellular component (GO): membrane
Molecular function (GO): xenobiotic transmembrane transporter activity; antiporter activity
Source: RefSeq, a predicted model, not a curated record